AUGUUCACAUCCCGUCACGGUAAACAGCGCCGUCCCGGCGGCCUUCAUCAGACCUUCAGCCCGUCGCCGCCUCCUCAUCGCCCACCUCGUCAAUCCUCUGCCCGUAUGCAUGCCACGGCCGAUUUCACAGAGGCCGACGACGAUGAAGAUGACGAAGAUGAUGAAGAACAAGGCCUCGAUCACGGCGACGGACCAGACCCGGAUGACGAGCACGCCGUAGACGACUUGGCUAUACCCCAGCAGCGAGGCCCAGGUGGCCUGCCCGUCAUCCCACUCUUCUCUUCUACCCAUCUUGAUACCCUUCCUGUCUACAACAUUACCCACGCUAUUCGGAUCAUAGUAUCGACUCGAACCGAAACAUCUCUGACCUGGGAGCAGCUACGCUCUCCUCAGGUUUCGCAAUUUCUCGUCAAACCGAUGCUGCAACUGAUUCGCGCCCAGCACUUUUCCCGAGCCACUGUGUAUGCUCUCAUGGCCAAUUGCUUGCAGUUCAACAAGGAAGGACAACGAUACGCCGCCAAUACAGGCAUCAGCAAUACCCGAUCCAAAGUUUGCGAACUUUUGGCGCUCAAGCUGCUCAAGGAGUAUUCCACCCGCGAGCUGAUUGACGCCCUGGCUUACGACUUCUACCCCCUACAAGGUCUUCCAGGCGCGUCUGAAGACAUUGCCAGCCGAGCCACCGGAAAAGCCAAGGGAACAUUGACCGCAUCGCGCACAUCUACACUCGAGGUUGCCAUUCGUGCCUCAGCCAAGCACUUUCUCGCCCACCCUGUCGUCGUUCAGCAACUUGAAGCCAUCUGGAACGGCGCCAUUUCUUUUUACUCGUCUGCCGAUACACUGCACAGGGAGGAAGCCCCUAUCGGCCUUUACAGUCACGCAAACGGCUCACCAAAUAAGUCGGAUGAUAGGACACCGUUGUUGGGUAACACGGUGCCCAGACAUGCCCAGUACCAUGUCCCAAACGGGCGUCGUACCGUCAUGCUGUAUGACCCACGACAGGCUUCCGUUUUCAAGCUGUCUCGUCUCCGCGUGCCUCGUUAUCGGUCCUUCCUGUCGACGCUGUCGCUAGCGGUCUUGAUUGGACUCUUUCUGGCGGUGUUAAUACAACGCUCAGUGCAUAUCAGUGGGCUAGAGCUGGUCUUUUGGUUCUGGAGUGCGGGCUUCAUGCUUGACGAGCUGGUCGGUUUCAAUGAACAGGGAUUUGCCCUGUAUAUUAUGAGCUUCUGGAACGUGUUUGAUCUCGGCAUCUUGGUCCUGCUCAUCGUCUACUACUGCAUGCGCGCCUAUGGAGUCUUCCUUGUUGACCCUCAUCACUGGAACGACAUGGCUUACGAUGUGCUGGCCGCUAAUGCAAUAUUGCUGCUGCCGCGCAUCUUUAGUGUGCUCGAUCACUACCAAUAUUUCUCGCAGCUGCUGAUUGCAUUUCGCCUCAUGACACUCGAUCUGGCCGCCGUAUUUAUACUCGUUCUCAUCAUGUGCAGCGGGUUUUACGUCUUUUUUACCCUCUCGAAUGUGCAGAGUGACGGUAGUGAGGUUGCUUAUAAGAUUUUCCAGAUUCUCAUGGGCUUUACGCCUGCUGUGUGGGAUGUCUGGCCGACUUAUAACUGGCUGGCCAGAUCUCUCAUGGUUGUUUUCCUCAUCAUUUGCCACUACCUUGUCGUCACCAUCCUCAUUACGGUGCUGACCAAUUCUUUCACCGCAAUCGCAUCAAACGCCACAGAGGAGCAUCAGUUUGUCUUUGCCAUCAACACGAUAUCCAUGGUCAAGAAUGAUGCCUUAUUCUCAUACAUUGCCCCGACGAAUAUAUUUGCGUGGGUACUAAUGCCGCUCCGCUACUGCAUGCCACUCAGGCAAUUCGUGUGGCUGAACCGCACCAUUAUCAAGGCAACGCACUUCCCCAUUCUCUUCUGCAUCUAUCUUUACGAAAGGUUUUGGUUGGCACCCUCCAUGUUUGAGCCCACUGACUUAGUCGAAAACCACGGAAGAGGCAGACGCCGCGCCAUAUCCUUUGGUGAUGCUGUCAACCGUACGGCUCUUUUCAGUCCAAACAUUCGUGUUCGGGAGGAGUCUGUCGCAGGUUUUCAGAAGGACCGCGCAUUGGAAGAGUUGUUCAGGCGAGCGCCAGCAAGUGCGACGUUGAGAACGCAGCGAAGAAAUGAGCGGCGCAAGACGCAAAAUGCCAUUCGCAAUUGGAUGGAGCAGCACGAUGAGGAUGGCAGUGGCAACCAUUGGCCAACCAUUGAUAGCCGGGCAGUGCCGGACUGGCAGAGACGGAUGAGUGUGGGCUGGGAACGAGGACCCCUUCCGCGCCAUGUAUCUGAUGUAAGAUCUGCAGCCAGUGACCCUGCCGAGUUCAUGUCCAAUAAUGGGGCGUUUGGUCCUGGACCUGCGUCUGCCUCCCGCCUACCGUCUUUCAACGUCGAGCUUAAAGAUCAUACAGAUGCAGAUGGUGACGACGAGCUUGUUACAAAUGAUGAGGACGAAGAAGACACGGCCACAAACCUUGGACAAGGUGCUGGCGAGAAUAAGUCUCGCCUGAUGGCCAGACAAGGAGACUACUUCGGCCCGAUUCUCGGUGCCAGCUUUGGGAAGUUGGCUUCGUCCCACAGCUCUGUUGGAGCCAUGGCACCCAAAGCACCAGCCACCCCUCGCGCCCACAACCAACGUCGUGGGGCGCACAGUCGUACACUGUCUACGAAUACGAUCUUGUUCAAUCCAGAAGAAGAGGCCUCUCUUACACCAGCUUUCGCGACCAAGUCGCCGCCGAAGCCGGUACAGUCCAAGAAGCCCGGUAGCAGCGGCCGUAAUACCGCCGGAGAAGGACAAACGAGUUCUGGACGCCGCAGUCCCGUCAGAAAAACGGCAACAAUUGCUGAGGCGAAGCCUCGACCGAUUGUGCCACCGGCCGGCAUGACUGAAGCCGGAGGAAUCAGUCGGACGGCGCUGCUCAGCAUAGAUACCACUCGCGCCCGACUUCGAGAAGGACGUCGGCUGUCUUCUGUUGAUCUAAGUGUCAUGUCGGACCAGACUGGUAUGGGGGCGGACGACUCGCAUGCGAACUUGAGUAUGCCGGGCAGCUUCCAGACGCAAAUGGCCAUGGCAAUGAUGAGGGAGAGUCGCAUGCGUGUGGCUCGCGGCAUCGAUGCAGCAGAUCGAGAUAGGAUGGGCCGGCUGGUUCUGGCGCGCAUGAAGACGCUAGAGGAGAGCUUCGCGGACGUGGUAAAGGAAAUGCGGGAUCUCAAAAACACAUCGACGCCACCAACGAGAUGGAAUUCAUCCAAUGAAGGCGGUGGUGGCCCGUCAGAGAAGCGCGCGAAAGGCAGCUCUACACCCAGCCGAGGGCCCAACAAGCGGCCAGUGAGUCGAAGAAGCUUGCGCGAGGUCAAAGUUUCGGAACGGCCGGAAGGGUGGGAUAAGUUUAAAGGCAAAGGCAAAGGAGUUGCCUAUUCAUCGGAUGAAGGCGGCGAUGAUGACGCAGACGAGGCCACUUCGAAGCGGGCGGGAUCAUAUUGA
Beauveria bassiana ARSEF 2860 is the source of this 3513-nucleotide messenger RNA. RefSeq names its product integral membrane channel protein. Lineage: Eukaryota; Fungi; Ascomycota; Sordariomycetes; Hypocreales; Cordycipitaceae. Bases 1 to 3513 code for a protein of 1170 amino acids. The transcript has 2 exons. Gene Ontology annotation, cellular component: membrane. Gene Ontology annotation, biological process: transmembrane transport; monoatomic ion transport. The record is from RefSeq and is a predicted model, not a curated record. Gene Ontology annotation, molecular function: monoatomic ion channel activity.